Molecule: messenger RNA, 1565 nt
Organism: Scomber japonicus (chub mackerel)
Lineage: Eukaryota; Metazoa; Chordata; Actinopteri; Scombriformes; Scombridae
Product: bactericidal permeability-increasing protein-like
Exons: 16
Coding region: 68-1489 (473 amino acids)
Molecular function (GO): lipid binding
Source: RefSeq, a predicted model, not a curated record
GUCAGACUAGCAGACAGACACACCAGUAGAAACCACCUGAUCCUCACAAGCUGCUCCUUCAGUCAAGAUGUUCCUGUGCUGCUGGCUGGCCCUGGUGGCUUUCAUCCCUGCGACCUCAAGCAUCAAUCCUGGAGUAAAGGUCAAACUAACAGAAAAAGGACUUGAAUAUGGCAGGCAACUGGGGAUGCUCUCCAUCGGGCAGAAGCUCAAAACCGUCAAAGUCCCAGAUGUUUCAGGGAAAAAGAGAGUGUCUCCUAUUGGCAAAGUCCGGUACAGCUUGUCAAAUAUGCAAAUAGUGAAUGUGGCGUUACCUAAGUCUGCAGUGGAACUAGUGGCAGGGACUGGUAUCAAACUGUCGAUUGCUAAUGCCUACAUCAGUCUGCGUGGAAACUGGAGGGUCAAGUACCUCAGAAUAAUAAAGGACAGCGGAAGUUUUGAUUUGAACGUGAAUGGAGUCUCCAUCACUACAAGCAUUGCCAUGAAGAGUGAUGAGUCGGGCCGACCUGUGGUCAGCAGCGUCAACUGUGCGGCUAGUGUCAGCAGUGCGAAAGUCAAAUUCCACGGUGGAGCCAGCUGGCUGUACAAUCUCUUCAGAAGUUUCGCUUCUAAGGCCAUACGCAGUCAAAUUCAAAAACAGAUGUGCCCUCUGGUGGCUGAUGCAGUGAAUGAUAUGAACCCUCAACUGAAAACUCUCAAUGUUGUAGCCAAGGUGGACAAGUAUGCAGAGAUUGAAUACUCCAUGGUGGCAUCGCCCACCAUUUCAAAAUCUUCUAUUGACUUGAGCUUAAAGGGUGAAUUUUACAACAUUGGGAAGCAUCAGGAGCCUCCGUUCACCCCCGCAGUCUUCGCUCUGCCACCCCAGACCACCAACAUGUUGUACAUCGGAGUGUCUGCCUUCACCACCAACUCUGCAGGCUUUGUCUACAACAAAGCUGGAGCCCUCAGCCUGUACAUUACUGAUGACAUGAUCCCACGAAGCUCUCCCAUCCGACUCAACACCAGAACCUUCGGAGCCUUAAUCCCACAGAUCGCCAAAAGCUUCCCAGGUCUGAUGAUGAAAAUGCUGGUGAAGACGGUGAAAAAUCCCGCUGUCACUUUCCAAGCCAACAACAUGACUGUUCAAGCCACUGGUACCGUGACGGCCUACGCUAUCCAACCCAAUGCCACACUUUCCCCACUCUUUGUCCUAAACUUGGACACCAGUGUCAGUGCCCGAGUGUUUGUCAGUGGAGUGAGGAUUGCUGGAGCUGUUUCCCUCAACAAGAUGGGUCUGACCCUGGGCACCAGUUAUGUGGGAGAUUUUCAGGUCAGAUCCCUUGACAGCAUCCUGCAAAUGGUCUUGAAAGUGGUGGUGAUCCCCAGACUGAAUGUUCAACUCGCAAAGGGAUACCCUCUUCCCUCACUUGGAAAGAUGAAGCUUGUGAACACUCAGCUUCAGGUCCUGAAGGACUACAUGCUGAUUGGGACAGAUGUUCAGUUUGCCGGUUGAACUCCCAGAAUUCAUUUCAACACUGGAGGCAAGGAGGCAAAACCACAGCAAAAGCACAACCAGUUAUUAUUUGAAA